Messenger RNA from Truncatella angustata, 1710 nucleotides. RefSeq names its product amidase. The record is from RefSeq and is a predicted model, not a curated record. Gene Ontology annotation, molecular function: catalytic activity. The transcript is spliced from 3 exons. NCBI's taxonomy places the organism in Eukaryota, Fungi, Ascomycota, Sordariomycetes, Amphisphaeriales, Sporocadaceae. Bases 1 to 1710 code for a protein of 569 amino acids.
AUGUCGGUCUUUUUCAAGGCUAUCGGCGACGACAAUCCCGUCAAGAAGGGAGAGGCCGAAGCUAUAUUGGAUAGUAUUGGCGUGAAUAUAGACGAAAAAGAUGCAGACGACUAUCAUGUGCUUCUGGCUGCGGUACAUGAUGUAGCGGAUCAUCUCAUGGACUUGCCCGAUUACCAACCUAUUCCUGACAAGAAGAAAUACCCACGUGAGAAUAUCCGUGUCCCAUCAUCCUCAGAGCAAGAUUUCGGCCACGCCUGGGCUCACAGGUUUCUUAUCAAGGGCAAUCCCGAGGGCGAGUCUCUGGGAGGCAGAACAUUUUGUUUGAAGGACUGCAUAGCCGUAGCGGAUGUCCCACAAUUUUUCGGCAGCGAUGCCUUUCCAGCCUGGACUCCCUCCACAGAUGCGACAAUCGUAACCAGGAUUUUAGAUGCCGGCGCUGAUAUUCACGGUACAGCUGUCUGCGAAAGUUUCUGCAACUCUACUUCUUCCUUCACAAGCGCGCAGGGGACAAUCGAGAACCCCCAUCGAAAUGGAUACUCAGCGGGUGGAAGUACGUCAGGAGGCGCCGCCCUGGUUGCUGGUGGAGUGAUGGAUUUUGCACUUGGCACCGAUCAAGGAGGCUCAAUCAGGGUUCCAGCUUCUUUGUGUGGCUGUGUUGGCUUGAAGCCAACACACGGGUUGGUUCCAUACACCGGCGUCACCUCAGGGGAUGCUAUCGACGACCACACAGGACCAAUUGCACGAUCCGUUACAGAUGUUGCCGUCUGCCUCGAUGCCGUAGCAGGUUAUGAUGGAAUUGAUGAUCGAUCCCUUGGUUCCUCGGCUCAUGGCUCCUUCGGGUUCGUGGAAAGCCUUAAGCAAACAAGUUCAGUCGACCUGAGUGGCCUUAAAAUAGGUAUCCUCAAGGAAGGAAUAAGUCAUUCUAUCAUGCAACCAGGCGUAAGGGAUUUGUUUCUCAACGCAGCCAAGAGGCUGGAGCAGCUUGGUGCUAUAGUUGAGGAAGUAUCGGUUCCCCUACACUUGGAGGGCCCUGCUGUAUGGACCGUACAGCAACGCAUCUCUGGUGCAGCUGGGGUCCUGGGACAGGCACACGGACGAAGGGGUCUAUCUCUUACAGAGUUCGAGCAAGCGCGGUUGCCGUGGACUUCGGACAACUUUGCGAAGCUCUUCCCAUCUACUAAGAAUACAGUCAUCAACGGCCUUUAUCUGUCAAAACGCUUCCCUGGUCUUUACGGCAAAACGGUGAAUAUUGGCAGGCGGAUCCGCGAUGCCUACGAAGAGAAAUUCCAAGAGUACGAUGCUCUCAUCAUGCCGACGACUCCCUACGUGGCGCCAAAACAUGGCACACGAGAUUCUCCACGAACUUGUUUCGAGCCUAGUAUUGGCUUGACUUCAAAUACGGCGAUAUUCAAUGUGACGGGACAGCCGGCUCUAUCAAUUCCUAUCGGGUUCGCUCCAGCUAGGGAGGAUCCCGAUGUAUCAUUGCCUAUCGGAAUGCAGAUUGUAGGGGGUUUGUGGCAAGAAAAGAAGAUCUUACAAAUAGGCCACGCUUGGGAGUCUAAGUUUGACUGGAAAACAAUCAGAUACAGCAGGUCUAACCCGCCUAAAGAGGAGGCCGAGACAGGAAUUCCGAAGGGCAUUAACAUGAACGGAAAACGGCCAUUCCAGGUAGAAAUUGAAAGCGCGACGCUCACUAAUGUCGCUGCUUAA